GAAAUCUCCGGAGGAACCCAAACGCAGCACGUCGCCUGUCGCCUUUGACCGGAACGGUUCACUUUAAAGUUACCGACAAUGUUUCCCGUGUGGAGAAAAGUGAAUUUUGUUCGCGCUGCAGCGGAUAUUUUCUUAUUGCCGCAGAAACGAGUGCAAUCUGUGUGCAGCGAGCGGAGAUCUCCAUGUUUGAGUCUCACCCGGAGGUGUUCCGGGAGGCGCUUCAACGUCCCGCCGAGCGCUGAGUUCGUGGCUCGGGUGUCUGGGAUCCCCACCAUGGCUAAACUACCGUACCGGGAGUUGGCCGACGGGCUGGACGCGGCGUUUGUUGGCGUCCCCAUCGAUACCGGGACGUCGAACCGACCUGGAGCAAGGUUUGGCCCACGACAGAUCAGGGUGGAGUCUGCCUUGCUGAGGGCGUACAACAGCGGCACCAGGGCGGCACCCUACGAGUCUCUGGUGGUUGCUGACAUUGGGGAUGUCAAUGUGAACUUAUUUGAUCUGAAGGACACCUGCAAGCGCAUCAGGGAGGCAUACAGGAAGAUCCUGGCUACUGGCUGCAUCCCUCUGACUAUGGGUGGAGAUCAUACUAUUGCUUAUCCCAUCCUGCAAGCUGUUGCUGAGAGGCACGGCCCGGUGGGUUUGGUUCACGUGGAUGCUCAUGCUGACACCAGUGAUGUGGUUCUGGGAGAGAAGAUUGGUCACGGGACGCCGUUCAGACGCUGUGUGGAGGAGGGGCUCCUGGACUGCAACAGGGUGGUUCAGAUCGGCCUGAGAGGUACAGGGUACUCCCCUGACUCGUAUGAAUGGAGCCGGGCUCAGGGUUUUCGUGUGGUCCAGGUUGAAGAGUGCUGGUUCAAAUCCCUCGCUCCUCUAAUGUCUGAGGUGCGGGCUCAGAUGAGCAGCGGUCCAGUCUAUCUCAGCUUUGAUAUUGAUGCACUUGAUCCAGGCUUUGCUCCUGGAACGGGUACCCCAGAGAUCGCUGGGCUCACUCCCGCACAGGGAGUUGAGAUUAUUCGGGGCUGUCGAGGGCUGAACCUCGUUGGAUGUGAUCUCGUUGAAGUUUCUCCACCCUACGACACCACAGGAAACACCGCUCUGACUGGAGCCAACCUCCUUUUUGAAAUGAUGUGUGUGCUCCCAAAGGUGAAAUACUACUGAGCUGAACAUAACCGAACCGGUUAAAUCGCUAAAGAAUUGUGAAUUACAGAUGUCCAAGAGUCGAUAAUCAAUUCUUCAUGUUAAAUGAUGUUAAUGUGCCAAACGCUACUUUUUAAACACAGCGCUGUGAGGAAUGAGACCUGGUAUUUUGUUUCUGAGUACAGAAUAAUAGAUACAUGUUUAAAAGCACCAUUAACUUAGAUAUGUAGCUUUUUAUCUCCUCUAGUAAGAUGGACAACCAAAGAUUUAGUAGUGAUGAUGACGUUAUAAAAUUUGCUAUCCGGAGUUUUCCACUUUCAGGAGUUUUGUAUGAUAUUUUACAAAUCCGUAAAAGUGAUAGUCUUACCCUGUACUGUGAGGCAAUACAUCUGUCCCAUAGAGCUCCAUGCAAAAUGAACUGAGCGCCAGUCAGCUCUAACCAAUGGCAUUAGAGUAUCGCUUAUGUACAGACGUUGUGUUUAAAGACGUACCUUGGUUGAUUAGGGAUGUAAGAAAAUGUCGAUAUGGCAAUAUAUCAGUGUUUUUUCCUGCGACAUUAUAUUGAUAUUCAACAGCCAUUUAUCACAUUUUUAGAAGAAUUUACAUGCAAACAUUUGCGUAUUUUCUUUUGGGGGGGAGGGGGGGGGCAUUCAAAGCUGACCGCUAGAUGGCAGCAGGGUGCAAUGGGCUUUGUUUCCACCACUUAAAUGUAAAUCCCUCUAUUAUGGUUCAGAUGCCUCAUGUUAAACAUGUUACGUAUCAGUUUGGACUGUUUAUAGAAUUUUCCUACAACAAUUUCAGUCUUAAAAAAUCGCAAAUAUCGUCUGGCACCAAUGUAUCGCAAUAUAUCUUGAUACAUUGUAUCGUCUCCCCUGUAUCGUGAUACGUGUCAUGUCGCCGGAAUUUUACCAAUACAAUGAUGCAGGUUGGCGAUCUUUCUCAUCAACAAGUAAGUCUUUAAAAUAUAAAUAUAUAUAUAUAUAUAUAUAUAUAUAUAUUUUUUUUUUCAUUUGUAUUAUGACCUUGUUUCUUUUUAUUGAUCUUUAUUCAUUUGGCUUUAUUUUGUAUUUUAGUCUCGUUUUAAUUUUGAUGUGAUUUUUUGUUCUGUGACGCUAAAUAAAUCACCCUUACUAAUCUCUCUCCUGAACUAGCCUACUGGAUUCAUCUCGUAGGGGAUAAACGGCGCGUUGAGACAUUUUGUCCACAAUUCGUUUUGGUGUUUAACAAUUGAAUGUUGUACAUGUCAUGGUCAGUUUUAAAAUAAAACCUCUUUAAUUGCGUCAGUAA
Nothobranchius furzeri (turquoise killifish) is the source of this 2424-nucleotide messenger RNA. It is a transcript of the gene agmat, whose product is annotated as agmatinase (putative). Gene Ontology annotation, molecular function: agmatinase activity; metal ion binding. The record is from RefSeq and is a predicted model, not a curated record. Lineage: Eukaryota; Metazoa; Chordata; Actinopteri; Cyprinodontiformes; Nothobranchiidae.